This is a messenger RNA of Danio aesculapii, 1622 nucleotides long. It is a transcript of the gene synj2bp, whose product is annotated as synaptojanin 2 binding protein. The transcript is spliced from 4 exons. The record is from RefSeq and is a predicted model, not a curated record. The coding region runs from base 104 to 562 and encodes 152 amino acids. NCBI's taxonomy places the organism in Eukaryota, Metazoa, Chordata, Actinopteri, Cypriniformes, Danionidae. Gene Ontology annotation, molecular function: protein binding.
GGGUGAGCAGGAUCCCCGGCAGCGUUAGAGGAAGCAGGCGGAGUUUACAGUCUUUAGGAGGGUUUUAGCUGUUCUGGAAUAAAAGUGAAACUUUUCCGACAUCAUGAACGGAUCUGCACACAGCGCGCCAAGUGAUGUUGAAUUCACGCUGAAAAGAGGCCCGGCCGGUCUGGGGUUUAAUAUAGUGGGUGGAGUGGACCAGCAGUACAUGAUGAAUGAUAGUGGGAUCUAUGUGGCAAAAAUCAAAGAAAAUGGAGCGGCUGCGCUGGAUGGACGUCUGCAGGAGGGAGACAAAAUUCUUGCGAUAAAUGGCAGAAAGCUGGACAAUCUGUCUCACGGUGCAGCAGUGGAGCUGUUUCGCUCUGCAGGAGAGGACGUACAUCUCUGCAUUCAGCAGCGACCUGUCCUGCAGAACGGCCCCACCAGCUCUCGAGCCGACGGAGAGUCUUCCUCUGCUUUGGGCACAUGGACACUGUUUGCUGUAGUCACUCUGGCCGUUGUGACAGCCAGUUUCAUCUCUUACAAGCGCUUUCAUCCCCGAGGGCCCCGGGGCCCAUUUUAACUCAUCACAUUUUACAGACUAAAGCUUCUCUUUAUUUUUUUCUUAGUUUUUCCCGAACUGUUCUGCUGAGGGCCCAAAAACAUUAACAUGGAGGGGAAAAAAAUGGAAGUCCAGUUAAUGGAGGGAGAAUUUUUGUUAAUUGAUUAUUCCAUGAGAUGACGACACACACAUGUAGCUGUAACAUGUUUUCACAAUUCAUUCGGUGAUGAUCAUUGGCGUUCACCCAGAAUCCCCAGCAUGCCCGACGAUGACAUUGUACGGUUAAAUGAGGGAUCUGGACGGAUGAGCACUGUGUUUGAAUGGGAAGUCUCCGUAAAGUGAACUAGACAGAAGGACUGCAGGCGGGAGAUGGAGGCCGAGGUGGAGCAGCAGACAGACCCGCAGAGGAACGAUUUUAUUCUUUCAGAGCGCUGGAAUGAGCCUGAGGUAUAACAGAUUAUACUUGAGGUUUUCUCAGGUACCUGCUUGUGCAAGAGUAUGUUUUAAAGUAUGCAUGAUGUGGGUUAAUUCUGUCUCUUUUUUUAUUCUUUAAUUUCUCACUCAUCCAUGUUUGAACAUGCUUUUCCAUGGCUGUGGAAGUAGUGCUGGGGCAGAGGUUUGGUAUCUUUAUUUGCAAUCAGCACUAGGCCUUGUAUUGUAUCUUCUAUUCCUCCUUCAGGGAAAAAACUAGAGGUUGCACUAAUUAGAAUUCACAAUCAGAAUGGAAAAAUAGAUUUAUUGUUGAUGUUGUAUAUGGCUUGUGUUUGUGGAAUUGUCUCGUACAUUAAUGUUUUUUGCACCUCUCUUAGCUCGUGCCUUUUGCCACGUUGAUCUGCUGGUCUCAGUGCUGCUCUCUGUCUGCAAGUUGAGGACCGGCAGCUCCUGCUGUUUCUGACUGUAACGUCUGCUCUGUACAUUACAAAUGUGUUUUUGUGUUGACAACAGGGUUCUUCUGUAGGUCUGUGUGGAUCAAUCCAAAUGUAAAGUCUUCAUUCAUGAAAUGCUCAUUCACGUUUCACUGUUUAAAUAAUGUUGCAUUCACAUGCAUUGUGCAUUGAAUAAAUCAUUUGUUUGAAACAAA